AAUAAAGACAAGAACAGGAAGUGGGAAGCUGCACGGUUUGUUUACAUGAGUUUACUGACAACGAGUGUGAUCCUGUGUAAAAUUACGAGUAAUGGUCUGAAUAUCUUAGCUUACUGCAUUUAAAUGGACAGUAGUGGAAGUGUAGGAGGCGGAAGAAAAGCAGGCAGAGGAGGCAGAGGAAGGAGAGGAAAUCGUGGGGGAGAGGGCAGAGAUGUUCGCCUGUCUAAAUCCUUGUCCUAUGCUCUUCGCCAUGGAGCCAACAAGAUGGAUCUUCAAAUAAGUUCAGAUGGCUUCAUGUUUGUGGAGGAUCUCCUGGCUCACACGCAGUUCAGCUCAUACUCACUGGAAGACGUUGAAAGAGUUGUGGCCACAAAUGACAAGCAGCGCUUUAAACUUCAUCGGCUGGAGGACGGCCGGCUCCAAAUUCGAGCCAGUCAGGGGCAUUCAGUACAAGUAAUGGAUUUGGAGCUGAAACCGGUCCUGGCUGGUUCUCCAGACUGCCCCGCUGAGGCAGUUCAUGGCACCUACCUCCGCAAGUGGAGCUCCAUCCAGCAGCAGGGCCUGAGCCGCAUGAGGAGGACACACAUCCACCUGGCCCCCGGCCUGCCUGAGGAGGAAGGGGUCAUCAGCGGAAUGAGGGAAGACUGUGAUCUUGCUGUGUAUAUUGACGUUCCCAAAGCUCUUGCUGACGGUAUUGAGUUUUUCUGGUCAGAUAACGGUGUGCUGCUGACUGCAGGGGACGAUGAGGGAAAACUAAUACCUAAGUACUUCAUCCGUGCCUUAAGACUGAGACCUACAAGGAGUAUCAUACCACUGCAGUAGCAUCAUAGGAUACUGCUCUGUCAUUGGCCACAGCAAGACUCACAAGGUUCAAGGUUCAAGGUUCUUUAUUGUCAAUCUGACAUAGCUACAGAGUAAUUAUGCAGUUGAAAAUCUUAUGUCACAGGCUUCUCCAACAAUGCAACAUAAUAACAUAACAUAA
Messenger RNA from Trematomus bernacchii (emerald rockcod), 982 nucleotides. RefSeq names its product tRNA phosphotransferase 1 (gene trpt1). Gene Ontology annotation, biological process: tRNA splicing, via endonucleolytic cleavage and ligation. Lineage: Eukaryota; Metazoa; Chordata; Actinopteri; Perciformes; Nototheniidae. Gene Ontology annotation, molecular function: tRNA 2'-phosphotransferase activity. The record is from RefSeq and is a predicted model, not a curated record. The transcript has 7 exons. Bases 124 to 822 code for a protein of 232 amino acids.